Molecule: messenger RNA, 899 nt
Organism: Melopsittacus undulatus (budgerigar)
Lineage: Eukaryota; Metazoa; Chordata; Aves; Psittaciformes; Psittaculidae
Product: mal, T cell differentiation protein like
Exons: 4
Coding region: 4-462 (152 amino acids)
Biological process (GO): myelination
Cellular component (GO): membrane
Molecular function (GO): structural constituent of myelin sheath
Source: RefSeq, a predicted model, not a curated record
GCCAUGGCCUCAUCCAGUCCCACUGAGGGCACCACGCAGCCGGCCCUGCCCUCCGGCACUGCUGUCUUCAGAACCAUCCCCUACGCGUUCAUCCUGCCCGAGAUUUUCUGUGGGACCUGGGUGUGGAUCCUCGUUGCUGCGACCUCCGUCUCCUUCCCACUGCUGCAGGGAUGGGUGAUGUAUGUGUCCGUCACCUCCUCCCUCAUCUCCCUGCUGCUGCUCCUGAGCUACCUCUUUGGCUCACACAGAAACAGCGAGAACUGGAAAGUGCUGGACAGUCUGUACCACGGUGCCACAGCCAUUCUGUACAUGAGCGCUGCUGUCCUGCAAGCCAACGCGACCAUCCGCUCUGAGCACGAACUCAACUCACUUUACUACCACCUCAACAGUGCUGCAUCGUUAUUCGCCUUCAUCACGACCUUCCUGUACAUCCUCCAUGCCUUCUGCAUCUACUACCAGUGAGCCUGGCAGCACCAGCUUCACCUCUGCAGGAUGAGGGCUCCUUCCAGCGCAAGGGACGCAGCCGUUGUCCACCAAGGUGUCCCUGCCACCCCCUGUGGGAUGGCUGUUACCUUCUCACUUCAUGGAAGGAGGGAUGUGUGUACAGUAGUGUCACGUUGGUGUGCUUGUGGGGACAUUCCGUGCCUUGCCCAUGGGCUGUGCCAGGCAGCAGGCUCUGAGCCAGUCUCCUGCUCCAACCUUCUGCCAAGGAGAGAUGACCAAGGAAAGGAAAAUCACUGUUCCUCCAGCAAACAAUAUCGUUUCUUGUAUUAUUUUCCUGUCUCUGGUGCAGUCAGAUCACCCCCAAACCAUAAAUCCGUAACAAUAAUGUUGUGUUCCUUGACCUCUGGUAGCUUCAUUUGGCAUAUGCAGUACUUGGAAUAAAGUGUGGUAACCAG